CGGGCGAGCAGUGACCAGGAUCGUCCCUUCGUAGCGAAGGAAGGACCAAGCCUUCUUUUCCCGGCGCGACCUUUGCUGCGCUAAGCAGUCUCCCUUGGCGGAUGCUUGCGUUAGCUGGCUGCAAACGGAGUCCGGCUGAUCAUGUGAGGCAGAUCUGCCCGCCCAACCUCCUUCCCUCUCUGGGCCCAAGCAGGAUACCGCCUCCUCGAUCUCACCGGCUUUAGGAGGAGCUGGCGGAGAGUGAGCUCAGGCUUUCUUCGGCGACCAAUAGCUUUGCCACACGAGGCUUCGGACUGAACUCGGGAGUUGCUGCUUCUGCUUUUGGAUGUGACCGUGCGCCUCCCUCUUGGGUUUGGGUGCAGUUGUUUCCAGUUCAGAUUCGCGGGGGCUCCGGAGAUCGCGCAAGAAAAGGAGUUGGGUGGGGGUCGAAAUUCGGGUCUCCAUCUUAGGAGGCUUCCUAAUCAAAGUGGAUCUAAUUGGUGAGACUUUCUGCAGCUUCUUCACACUAGCACGUCUUUCACUUUGGAUUACUUCGGAAACUUUCAUUAAAGGAACGCCCUUCCCUUGUUCAGGGAGCUGCCUGCCUCGCAUGGAUUUGUGCCCCCUCCUGGGUAUUGUUUUCGCGCCGGCUGUCUCUAAGCCUUGGCGUUUCCAGGAGGGGCCUCUGUUGUGGAUUGUUUUUGUUUCUAUGGAGAAACGCAAUGAGCUGUUCUACUCCUCAUGACGGGGAAAUCCGCCUUCAGUUUUUUAUACGCAUGGAAAGGAGUCCUUGAUACAUGCCUGCCAGGAAAUAAAACCAGCAAAAGAAAAGAAAUGAGUCGUCAAACUGCUACAGCGCUUCCCACGGGUACCUCCAAGUGCACACCAUCACAGAGGGUGCCUGCAUUGACUGGCACCACCGCUUCCAACAAUGACUUGGCUAGUCUCUUUGAGUGUCCUGUCUGUUUUGACUAUGUACUGCCACCUAUUCUGCAGUGCCAAAGUGGCCAUCUUGUUUGUAGCAACUGUCGUCCCAAGCUCACAUGCUGUCCAACCUGCCGAGGCCCACUGGGUUCAAUUCGUAACUUGGCUAUGGAAAAGGUUGCCAACUCUGUACUGUUUCCUUGUAAAUAUGCCUCCUCUGGCUGCGAAAUCACUUUGCCCCACACUGAAAAAGCAGACCACGAAGAGCUUUGUGAAUUCAGGCCUUAUUCGUGCCCAUGUCCUGGUGCUUCUUGUAAGUGGCAAGGCUCUCUAGAUGCUGUCAUGCCUCAUCUCAUGCACCAGCAUAAGUCAAUAACGACGCUACAGGGAGAAGAUAUAGUUUUCCUUGCUACAGACAUUAAUCUUCCUGGUGCCGUUGACUGGGUUAUGAUGCAGUCUUGUUUUGGCUUUCACUUCAUGCUUGUAUUGGAGAAACAGGAGAAAUAUGAUGGUCACCAGCAGUUCUUUGCAAUUGUACAGCUGAUAGGAACACGGAAACAAGCUGAAAAUUUUGCUUAUCGACUUGAGCUAAAUGGUCAUAGGCGACGAUUGACUUGGGAAGCAACUCCUCGAUCAAUUCACGAAGGGAUUGCAACUGCCAUCAUGAACAGUGACUGUCUAGUCUUUGACACCAGCAUUGCACAGCUUUUUGCAGAGAACGGCAAUUUAGGCAUUAAUGUGACGAUUUCGAUGUGUUGAAACCGCGAUCUGACGUUUUCAGGCCAGUGUCUAAAAACAACCCACAGCAUUCAGUUUCAUAGAACAAAGGUAAACAUCUUUGACUGCCAGAUGUGAACAAUUUGGUAGGGAGAGGUUAGCAUAUAUGGAGGUAAAUUAAUAGGAAGGCUGUUAAAGUACAGGAAACAGUUGCAUGUAAUAACACUAAUAUAUUUAAAAUAAGUCAGCAGUAAACCACUGAAAAUAUAUAUAUAUGCGUGUAUGUGUAUAUAUAUAUAUAUUCUACCCAAAAUGGGCAUCUUUUUGUAUUAAGAACUGAUUGAAUGAAAUGUGUUGUAAAAUAAUUCUAAACUUGUUUGUAGAUUGAUUGUACGUUUGGAACAGAUACUGUUUUGUGUUUAAUUUGUAUUCUUUUCCUUUGACUGACAAGCCAUGCAAGGCGGUCCAGUCUCUGGCCGCUACUUCCCCCUAUUCUUCCUCCCCUCCCACUGCGUAAGUCACUACAUAGUAUUGCUGCUGUUCUUGUGUAAAUUUUCUGUGUAUUUGCUAAUUUUUAUUAACUUCUAGUUUUUCAUUAAAUAAAUGAUUUUUUUCUUUUAUGUAA
Podarcis raffonei (Aeolian wall lizard) is the source of this 2245-nucleotide messenger RNA. RefSeq names its product siah E3 ubiquitin protein ligase 1 (gene SIAH1). Gene Ontology annotation, molecular function: ubiquitin conjugating enzyme binding; ubiquitin protein ligase activity; zinc ion binding. Gene Ontology annotation, biological process: proteasome-mediated ubiquitin-dependent protein catabolic process; multicellular organism development. Lineage: Eukaryota; Metazoa; Chordata; Lepidosauria; Squamata; Lacertidae. The coding region runs from base 721 to 1662 and encodes 313 amino acids. The record is from RefSeq and is a predicted model, not a curated record. Gene Ontology annotation, cellular component: cytoplasm. The transcript is spliced from 2 exons.